Messenger RNA from Pantherophis guttatus, 715 nucleotides. The record is from RefSeq and is a predicted model, not a curated record. NCBI's taxonomy places the organism in Eukaryota, Metazoa, Chordata, Lepidosauria, Squamata, Colubridae.
CACUUGUGCCACGGCACCCCAAGAUCUCCACAGCAUGCAGACCAGCUCGGCCAGGCUCCUGCUGAUGCUCGGCCUUGCACUGAGCAUCACCAGUCGGACUGCGGAGGGAGAGACCCCCAGCGACCAGGAUGCCCUUUCCACAGCGGUCGAGCUGUAUAAUCGGAACUCGGGACUGGAUUCUGCCUUCCGGCUGUUGCAAGUCAAAUCUCCGCCAGCUGGGGAACCUUCGAAUCCAGAUCUUCAGGAGCUGGAACUGAUCCUGAAGGAGACCACGUGUCCAAAUUCCGGGGAUUUGAACCUGGACAAUUGUGACUUUAAGGAAGACGGGGUAAGUUUUCUUGUCUUGUUUCUCUCCAAACGGCCAACCGGAAAAAAAAUAAACAAUUCAACACAAAAUUGUCUUGCACAAUUCUGUAAGAACCGUCGGGUCAAACGGAAAGUCCGCAAGUUCUUCAGGAAGCUGAGAAAAUUACUCCCCGGAGGCGGGUCGACCAUCGCUCACAUUAACCCAAUCAGAAGAUUCCGCAUUGCGUGAGAAGUUGCUCCUUCUCGCGUGGCCUGAUCUGUCCCAGAGGUUCCCACGCAUGCCUGGAAGAAGCCCCCCAGUGAAGAUGGUCAGGUGGCCUUCAAAACUGCACCUUCUCCCUGGUCUUUGAGAGGCCCCCUCCAUUCCUCCGUCUUCUUCAUUCAUAAUAAAACUCCUAAGUUAUGUUCA